Molecule: messenger RNA, 1548 nt
Organism: Thermochaetoides thermophila DSM 1495
Lineage: Eukaryota; Fungi; Ascomycota; Sordariomycetes; Sordariales; Chaetomiaceae
Exons: 2
Coding region: 1-1548 (515 amino acids)
Source: RefSeq, a predicted model, not a curated record
AUGGUGCCUAGAACGCAACAAAGAAAGCGCACUAUGUCUGAUGCUGUCUAUUGUCAGCAGUCCUCACACCUGGAAGAGGGAGGGGUUAAGAAACCCGAAAGAAACACCACCAAAAGGGCGUCAAGACGGCGUAGCGAGCUCGAGGAGCGUAUCCAGGCCUAUUUAGACAAAGAACGCCAGGAAGAGAUAUGGCGAAUGCAAGCAACCCUGCCGGAUAUCGUGACCCCUGAUAACCAGUCGAUUCUUAAUGGGCUGCUGGACGUCAUCCUGCCUGUCAUGGUGUCGACCACCAAGGCCCCUGGAAAGAAACACCCUUUUCUCGGCCUCUUUACCCGGCGGAUGAAACAUACGCUCGUUUCGAUGGAUGUUGUCAGGUUCCUCAAUAUCGAGCCGACGGUACUGCCUAAGGAUAGCCAGCCCGCCGAUACACCGUGGGGUCUUGUCCUAGCUGAAUACUUCGUGGAGUUAACUCUUGAGCAGGAACCACACGGCAUUCCCAGGCAGUCUGUGCAGGCAUGGGUCCUCCCCGACGAACAACGUGGACAAAUCAACGUCGAUCUUUUCAUUGGUUCAGAGUUCCUGGAAGAGUCUACGGGGGGUAUGCUUCCAGCGAGGACGAUCGUGAUGCCCACGAAGCUUCGGAGCUUGAGCGUGCUGAAGCCUGGAACUUCGCGAUACGCCAUCGAGCCAUUUAGAAAAUUGGCGAAACCAUCAAUAGCUGCGUCUGCUUCGAGGACUGCGGGCUUCGGCUGUCAGGUCCAAUUACCAAGCGGCGUUGCUCAGCCCACAAGCCAGAGCAAUGUGUCCUACCAGAACCUUCUUGUGUCGCUGUACCAUCAGCAAGGGGAGAAGCGGCGGCGGCGGUCGCAGCAGUCUCCACAACAAGCGUCAGCCCUCCCUGGAGUCCAACUGACACCCCCCUCGACCCAUCAAAUGCCUACAGCACAACCACAACCACAACCAAUCGCCCAGCCGGUUGUCCAAUCAGCAUUCAACCAGGCGGACCAGACGCUGCAAGACAUCUUCGGGCCGGAGCUUGGUAACGUUCCUCAGGCACGAGACGAUCACAUUGCUACCAUGUGCUUCCAUCCCAGCUCCUCGGAACAGCAACAAAACCCACAGGCCCUGAGUGACGACUUUGCGACGCUUAGCCAAGCAACGGCUGCUGCUGAUUUUGGUGCUAACUUGGGGUCGCAGUUGACUUCGCCGAAUUUCUUCCCCCAACGGAUUCAGUCCCAAGAGACUGCAGCAGACACGGAGAAUAGGAUAUUGAGCGUGCAAAUCCAGCAACGUGAAGAGAGGGAUAGGUUCAAGCAGCAGGAACUGCACGGCCAGCUACGCAUGCGGCAACAGACGCAAGCCCAAUCUCAGAAGCCAUGGUCGCAGUCUGAGGUAACUACCCAGGAACAAUCCCAGACCUCACAGGAUGCAAACUCGGUCCAACUCCCACAGAUGCAGCCGGUUCCACAACAGCAGCUUCUGGACCAGCAGAUGUUGGCCCCCUUGCAGAUCGAGCUGCAACAGGACCAUCAGGCCUUGAUGCAAUAG